GACAACUGUGACCCCUGCACAGAUAGACCUGCUGAUCCACAGACUGACAACAUGGAAACUUACGACCAAGAACACACAUCUACACAAACUAAUGACCAGGGGAGUCAAAGGGCACGGAGCUGUGAGGAUGAUGAAGAGGGUCACCUGGCCUAUCACAUCGGCCUCAUGCUGAAAGCAAGAUAUGAGGUGGUGUCGACCCUGGGAGUCGGAGCCUUUGGAAAAGUGGUCGAAUGUAUCGAUCGAGAAAAAGACGACCGCGUUGCUGUGAAGAUUGUGAGGAACUUUGAGACUUUCCGUGAAGUGGCCAAGUCUGAGAUCAGUGUGUUGGAAGAGAUCAACAGCCUGGACGAUGACAACAGAUUUGCCUGUGUGAGGAUGCUGGACUGGUUCGACCACGACGGUCACAUGUGCAUCGUGUUCGAGCGUCUCGGUCUCAGCACCUUCGAGUUCCUUCAGCAGAACCACUUCCUGCCGUUCAGCGUGGACCAGAUCCGACACAUGGCCUUCCAGAUCUUCAGAGCCGUGUGCUUCCUGCAUCGUAACAAGUUGACCCACACAGACCUGAAGCCAGAAAACAUCCUGUUGGUCUGCUCCGACUACGACCUGGAGUUCAACGAUUCCACGAACCGUAAACAGAGGAAGUUGAGGAGUCUGGAUGUGAAGGUGGUAGAUUUUGGUACCGCCACAUUUGACCAUGAACACCAUGAGUCACUGGUGUCGACACGUCACUAUCGAGCUCCAGAGGUCAUACUAGAUCUGGGCUGGAAUCAGUCCUGUGACGUCUGGAGUCUGGGCUGUGUCCUCAUGGAGUUUUACCUGGGACGGACCCUGUUCCCGACACAUAACAGUCAUGAACAUCUUGCCAUGAUGGAGAAAGUUCUGGGACCGAUACCGUCCCACCUGCUGAAGCAGACCAGAAAGCAGCAGUACGUGCACAACGGCCGUCUGAACUGGGAAGACCAGAGCCCCUCCAACGAACACGUCAGGAAACACUGUAAACCCCUGAAGCAGUUAAUGGAGACGAGGAGCGAGGAGGAGAGCCAGCUGUUCCACCUGCUCAGCUGCAUGUUGGAGUACGACGUGUGCAAACGCAUCACCAUGGAGGAGGCGCUGUGGCACCCGUUCUUCAGCCCCAUGAGGAACCAGAAACAGCAGCGGAGCUAG
This is a messenger RNA of Sphaeramia orbicularis (orbiculate cardinalfish), 1164 nucleotides long. Its product is annotated as dual specificity protein kinase CLK2-like. The record is from RefSeq and is a predicted model, not a curated record. Gene Ontology annotation, biological process: regulation of RNA splicing; peptidyl-tyrosine phosphorylation. Gene Ontology annotation, molecular function: protein serine/threonine kinase activity; ATP binding; protein tyrosine kinase activity. Lineage: Eukaryota; Metazoa; Chordata; Actinopteri; Kurtiformes; Apogonidae. The transcript is spliced from 12 exons. Gene Ontology annotation, cellular component: nucleus. Bases 52 to 1164 code for a protein of 370 amino acids.